AGAAAAUAACUUGUACCUAAAAGUAUACAACCAUUUCUAUGGACAUGAAAAUAGCGAUAGUACUCGCUAUUUGGUUUCUCUCGAUAUGGAAUUUGGGACAGACAUACAAUUUUCCGGCGUUUACAGGAGGGAAUAGUGGUACGCCAUCAUCCUCAACAACGAUUUGGACGACAACAUUGGCAACCACCACUCGGACGACAACAUUGGCAACCACUACUCCAACGACAACAUUGGCAACCACUACUCCGACGACAACAUUGGCAACCACUACUCCGACGACAACAUUGGCAACCACUACUCCGACGACAACAUUUGCAACCACUACUCCGACGACAACAUUGGCAACCACUACUCCGACGACAACAUUGGCAACCACUACUCCAACGACAACAUUGGCAACCACUACUCCGACGACAACAUUGGCAACCACUACUCCAACGACAACAUUGGCAACCACUACUCCGACGACAACAUUGGCAACCACUACUCCUGCUUCGACAACGACAACAGUUCCUACUUCAACACUAUCUUCGACAACACUGGGUUGUCCAGGAGGAUAUGAGAAGAAUCCCAACGGAACAAAUCCCACGUGCAUCGACAUUAAUGAAUGCGCAUUGAGAAAGCAAUGUUUUAUGACAGGACAGGUUUGCUUCAACACUCUUGGAUCAUACACCUGCAUCUGUGCUGAAGGAUUAGCUCAAGCCGUUAGCAAUGGCGAAUCUAAUGGCUGUUUUCCUGUUACUUCCAUGACUCAGCGGUUCGAAAUGCCAUUCACAGAGCAACUGGGAAAUACAAGUUCUUUAGAUUUAUAAGAAAGUCAGACGAAUUUGCACGAAAUAUAUCCGAGAGUUAUGGCGAAGCAGGAAUCGAAGGGAUGUUAGUCAAAGUCCAAAAGUUCACAAACGGGUCUGUCAUAGCUUGGUUUGACAUCUUUGCAGAAAAAGAAACCGCG
This is a messenger RNA of Styela clava, 952 nucleotides long. RefSeq names its product adhesion G-protein coupled receptor G6-like. The record is from RefSeq and is a predicted model, not a curated record. Lineage: Eukaryota; Metazoa; Chordata; Ascidiacea; Stolidobranchia; Styelidae. Gene Ontology annotation, molecular function: calcium ion binding; G protein-coupled receptor activity. Gene Ontology annotation, biological process: cell surface receptor signaling pathway; G protein-coupled receptor signaling pathway. Gene Ontology annotation, cellular component: membrane.